UAUGUAUGUGUGUACAACAAUCUAACCGCUGAUGUUGUUGAUAAUGGCAGAAUUCUAUAUAAAACUUAGGUUACAUAUUAUUAGUUGUCAACAAAAAUAUUAAUAAAAAAUUCUAAAAAUGGGUUUGUUAACAGACCCUCGAGCAGGGAAUAUGAAAAUAAUAAAAUUUAUUUUACAAUGGCAAAAACUAAUAUGUUUUUUAAUGUAUAUUGCGGGUGUAACGUGGAUUUCAGUUUUAGCCCUGCCUGUUUUUAAUGACAAUACAUAUUUUUCUGAGAAUGCAUUAUUACCUGGCUUAGUAACUAAACAAAGUAAUUUAGAUGCAAGUGCAAAACAAUUUCACCAGGAAUUACUUCAUGAAAUGAAAAGAUAUCCUGAUAGGAUGCCUUAUUCCUGGAUUUUAGCUAAGAUGAAUCAAUUACAUUUAGAUGUCUAUACUCACAAUUUCACAUUGAAUUAUCCAUUCAAAAAACAACAGUUUCUGGGACAAAAUGUUUAUGGAAUUGUUCGAGCACCUAGGGCCGCCAGUACUGAAGCAAUUAUUGUCAGUGUACCUUACAGGCCGAUUAGCAGUGCACAUUUAACGACAGCACCUUCAAUAGCGCUGUUACUUGCUUUUGCUAAAUUUUGUAGGAAGCAAAAAUAUUGGGCAAAAGACAUAGUAUUCCUUGUAACGGAACAUGAGCAAUUGGGUAUGCAAGCUUGGUUAGAUGCUUACCAUGGAGUUGUAAGUGGACAAGAGGAUGUGUUAAUACCAGGAGAUUUAUCAGGGCGAGCUGGUUCCAUUCAAGCUGCAAUAAAUCUUGAAUUACACGCUAUGAAAAUUUCAUACAUUGAUGUUAAAGUUGAAGGCUUGAACGGUCAAUUACCAAAUUUAGAUCUAUUUAAUCUCGCUCAAAAUAUGAUUAAAAAAGAAGAAAUACGUCGAUCAUUUCAACAAAAGUUUGAUAUUUAUCAUAGAGAUAAAUUCAAAAGAUGGUGGUAUUAUUUCAAUACUUUAUCAUCAAUGAUUUUAACUCAAGCAACUGGAGUACCAACUGGAAAUCAUGGUUUAUUUCAUAGGUAUGGUAUUGAAGCAAUUACUCUUGAGGGUUUUGAAAGAACUCACGAGAGAGGAAAUGAGGCAAACUUUAAUCAACUAGGAAGAGUGGUUGAAAGUAUUAUCAGAUCGUUGAAUAACUUACUGGAGCGUUUUCAUCAGUCAUUUUUCUUUUAUUUAUUGCCAUCAACUGAUCGAUACAUUUCUAUUGGACUAUAUAUGCCAUCUUUGGUAUUAAUUGUCGGUAGUUUAUUUAUAAAAGCAUUUUCUAUGUGGUUAAAAUUACAAGAUUUACCAGCAAAUUCUGAAAAGGAUAAAAGUAGCAAAGCUAAAUCCACAAACAAUCAAGAAAAACCAGCAGAAGAUUUUCAAGUGGGAAAUUUAGCAUCAGAAUUAUUAUGGUGUCAUUUAUUUGGUAUAGCAGUGAUGUCUUCGCCUAAACUAAUAACGUCAUUAGGACUGCAGUUAUUUAAUUUAAAAACUGAAGAUUCUAUUUAUUAUGGAUUUGCUACUAUGACACUUGUCAUGUUGAUGUGGUUCUUUUUUACAAAAAGGUCAUCAAGGUACGAAAAUACGUCACUUAUAUGCGUCGUCGUGCUUGUAGAAUUGGCAACAACUUUGAUGUGUAUUGGGAUGCAUAAUUUUUCACUAGCCUUACUCAUAAGUAUUAUUUUCGUACCAAUUAUUCUUUUUAUCAAUCCAAGAAAAAAAGAAUCAAAAUCAAAUUUUAGGAAGUUGUUGUAUUUUUUUUGGACAUUACUCCAUCCAUUCGUAAUUGUAUCUUUAAUUGUGAUGGGUUAUACGUUUGUACAUUUUUCUGAAGACCCAAUUAUAGAAAUAUUGAAGAAAGGAAUAGAUGCUUCAAAAAAAUCAUUUGUAUUUAGUAUUAUUGAUUCUAUGAUUUAUGGAAAUUGGCUGUAUAAUGUAGCAGCAAGUGUAUUAUUUCCAAUUUGGCUUAUAUUAUCUAAUGUAAUUGCGUCUAAAACUGAUUAAUUCUUCCAAAAAUUUAAUUUUAAGAAACCGAUUCUAGUUUUAUUUCAGUCAUAAUAAAUUUAUUAAUACAUUAUUAAA
Molecule: messenger RNA, 2110 nt
Organism: Cotesia glomerata
Lineage: Eukaryota; Metazoa; Arthropoda; Insecta; Hymenoptera; Braconidae
Gene: GAA1
Product: glycosylphosphatidylinositol anchor attachment 1 protein
Exons: 7
Coding region: 119-2032 (637 amino acids)
Biological process (GO): attachment of GPI anchor to protein
Cellular component (GO): membrane; GPI-anchor transamidase complex
Source: RefSeq, a predicted model, not a curated record